UGACUUCCAAUCAGAUCUCAACUCGAGUUAUUCCCCUCAGGGUACAAACCCCGAUACAGAUUUGACUCAAAACUACAAAUCCUUCGCCUUCCUUGCACUUGGAUUCCAAGAUUUUGGUUGCACUGGAGCUAAAGUUGCUCCGCGCAUUUCCACGCCUAUACUCUUGAAUCCUAAGGACAGUCUUAGUUGUACAGAGCCCUAUCAAAUAUUAACAGAACUUCGGCUGUAAAAGUCUACUGGAAAGAGCAAGGAAUUGUGCAUAAAGAAGCAUACAAACAACACUGAACACAAUGCCACGGGCUUUUCUCGUCAGGACCAAGCCUGCAUUUACUGACACUGAGUUGGUGAAAGGGAAGGAAAAGCAGACGAAGGAAAAGCAGACGAAGGAAGUGAUACACACAGAGACCAAGAAUGGAUUCACGGAUUUGGAGAAAUCUCGUCAAAUCCAUGGCAAGAGUCCCGAACAAUUCCAUUCAUCUUACUGCACUGAUUCAAAGCAGAAACUUAACUCAGACAAUGACAGUGAUUCUUCUGAUGGCCUGGUACAGUCCGGCAGGGAAAGCGUGGAAUCGGACGAAGGAUCGAGGAAAGUGGGGCAGCCUGCUCAUGUCAAGAGAGAAGCGAAGGAUGAUAAAAGGAGUGACAUACUAAGGAACCUUGAGAGGAAGGUAGAAUCAUCAAGCGAGGACUCAGUGGAAAGUGAGGAAUCCUACAAAGACAAGCACUCAUGGAGAGCAGAGUUUGCGUCUGAAUUCUUUAUGCAAAGGAUGCCAAGCGAGUCAAGAGAUGCACUUUUUCGUCCAAUCCCCAGUGGUCCUCUAGUCUCCCCACCGUUAUGGCCUUACCCAGCAUGCAACAGUGGCAGGCCAGAAAACUUCUCCCGCUGGAUGCAACAUUGGGCCGAGGCUCGCCGGGUUAUUAGUCCUUUUCGGUUAUACGAUUCUUUUCCGGGCGCUUCCCGAAGUGAGGCCGAGAGCACCUUGCUGGCUCGGAUGAGGCAAUCGCAAGUGAGCGAAACGCAGGAAAGGCAACCUAUGAAGACAUGGCUUCGCGCUUCCGACAGCAACCACAAGAGCAGCAAGAAGAAGAUCUUUACUUGCUCAAUCUGCGAGAAGAUCUUCAGUAACUCCAUUAGCCUCAAGCAGCACAUGAUCGUCCACUCGAAUCGAAAGCCUUUUCAGUGUAACGUGUGCGAGAAAGCAUUCAAGAGGUCCUCCACCCUCUCCACCCACAUGCUCAUCCAUUCCGAUACAAGACCAUUUGAGUGUGAGUUCUGCGGCAAGAAAUUCCACCAAAAGUCAGACAUGAAGAAACACACGUAUACGCACACCGGGGAGAAGCCGCACACAUGCUCAUUCUGCGGCAAGUCAUUCAGCCAGUCGUCGAACCUGAUCACUCACUGCCGGAAGCACAAGGGAUUCAAGCCCUUCUCGUGUGAAGAUUGCGGGGUGGCCUUCUUCCGCAAGAUUGACCUCAGGAGGCAUUUGUAUACACACAACCUGACCGAUUAGGUAUCAGACAUAUCAUGGACUCAAUUGAGGCAAUUGUACAUACACAAUCGAUUAGCUAUAAUGUUUAACAUAGAAUUAUCCUUACGCCUCGAGCAAACAGAGAGGAGAUUUGAUGAGAGUCAUGAGAGUCCCAACUCUCACUAACGUUAGACCAUGCACUCUCACGCACACUCUCCGACUUUUGUUUACUUUGAAAAUGCUCAACUGAUGACAUGAGAGUGGUUUGAUCGCGUGAAUGAGGGAUAAUAAGUUUAUUUCGAUCAACAUAGUCAGCAACACAUAAGGGCGCUUGUAUCGUUCUGAAAGUUGAGUCAAGUGGAAAAGUACACACAAAUUGCAACUUAUAUUUCUAUAAUAAUAUCAUCAUGUUAAUAAUACGUUUUGGUUUAUUUCAUAUGCAUGAAGUGUAAUCACAAAUAAUAAAAUGUAUUUAUAAAUCAGGUUAAAUGUAUUUAUACUAAACUGUAACAUUAAAUGUAUUAAUGGUAAGAGAAUAAAGAGAUUGAAUGCUUUUA
Nematostella vectensis (starlet sea anemone) is the source of this 2026-nucleotide messenger RNA. RefSeq names its product zinc finger protein 16. NCBI's taxonomy places the organism in Eukaryota, Metazoa, Cnidaria, Anthozoa, Actiniaria, Edwardsiidae. The transcript is spliced from 4 exons. The coding region runs from base 291 to 1511 and encodes 406 amino acids. Gene Ontology annotation, cellular component: nucleus. The record is from RefSeq and is a predicted model, not a curated record.